Molecule: messenger RNA, 2637 nt
Organism: Larimichthys crocea (large yellow croaker)
Lineage: Eukaryota; Metazoa; Chordata; Actinopteri; Sciaenidae
Gene: etaa1a
Product: ETAA1 activator of ATR kinase a
Exons: 6
Coding region: 184-2292 (702 amino acids)
Biological process (GO): regulation of DNA damage checkpoint; replication fork processing; positive regulation of protein serine/threonine kinase activity
Cellular component (GO): nuclear replication fork
Molecular function (GO): protein serine/threonine kinase activator activity
Source: RefSeq, a predicted model, not a curated record
GCAGCUUUGUUGCUCUUGAACGCACCACGACGGGCACCGGAGAGGAAAAGAUGGCGGGUCGUUCAAAAGCUCUGCUGACCGGUUGUCGAGUUUACAACAAAAUAAACUGUAAAUAACAAACUGCAGCUCGGCGUUAACCGCAAACUGGCGACCGGGACACCGACAAGAUAACGUCCGGUAACCAUGAACCGAGUCCGGGGGAGGUUUGACCCUGCGUCCGGUCUGACAGGCGCCUCACAGCAACAGACGGCAAAACCAAACCGACUGAGCAGGCGGUACAGACAGACUCAGCAGACUCAGGCAGAUAUCAGCUCCCCAAGCAGCCAACAAGCAGAUUUUAAAACCCCGACUAGGAUCCCGAGACCCAAAGCAAGUGGAGGUAGUUUCAGUGGCGAGUCUCCACACAACGACUCGGACUUUCAACAGGACAUCAUCUGGGACGCCACCUCUCCUUCACCCAACCGACUCGGUAAAAGAGGCAAGAAACAGCGUGCUGGGAUUGUGGACAUCUCAGAGAUUGUUAGCAGGAUCGCUCCAAAGCAUGGCAGACCGGAAGUUUCAGAGCCGACUUUGCAGCAGUGGAUUGGAGACAGCGCCACCAUUCCCUGCACGCCGGAUGUUCAAGCUCCCAAACACAAGAAGAAAUCCCCGAGGCCGAAUGGAGUGGAUGACCUGUUGAAACUGGCCAAACAGUUUGACUUCAACAUGUUUCAUCAGGAUGAUGAAGAAGAAGAAGAAGAAGAAAAAGCGGAGGAGGUGCUGCACCAGCAGAGUCAGGAGCUCCUCUCAGAGGACAUCUUGGAUUUAGAGAACGGCGACUUUUUACCUUCGGUUCCUGGAAACUGUCAACCAGCUGUGAAGGCAGCAGUGAGGACAGAUGUGCAGAUCCAGCAAGACCAAUAUAUGGAGGACGAUUUGGAUUUCCUGUUUGAUGGACCGACCCAACACGUGAGCGGAGAUUUAAGUCAGGUAUCAUCAGCUCAGCCGACACAAGUAAAACCUGCUUCUGGCACCUCUUCCAAAGAGGCUUUUGGGAAACCGCCUUCAUCCUCUCAUGGUCCCACUUCUAGUGUUUCCACGACAAACACUAAAGUUACUUUGGUGAACACUGAGUUUGAUGAUGAUUGGGAAAACGAUGACUUAUUAAACGACUCUUUGGUAUUGGAGAUGACACAAAAUCCACAAAACUUUGGGACUCCAAAGCACAGCUCAACCCAGAAACUGUCCAGUGAAAUAAAAUAUCAGAGUCCGGUAAAUGUUCCUGUCAGUGGAAGUGUUGGCCUGUCAGCUGCACCUAAAGUGGAAAAGGACAAUGUAAGACAAAGAACGACGUUCAAACUGGAGUCUAAUCCUAUUUUCUCUUUCAAAAGCAUCCAGACAGACACGCGGACAAACUCAAAGAUGAAUUUCAGCUCAGAAACGGCACAUAAAGACACUCAGCAGAGCAGGUUUUCAUCCGGUAAUGGUGUUUUAGUCAAAGGGGGAUCUCAGCGUACCUGGCAGACCUCAAACUCAGUGAAGUCAGAUCCACAGAAACCACCUUUUCAUCAAAGCUCAAGCUCAAGUGCCAAAUACAACACGACAGCUUCUGCUGCGUCAAACACAUCAGCUACAAAAACAGCUCAAAGCUUUUCAGCCCACCACGAGGCACCUGCUGGCUCAGACCUCCUGGAUGAAGACCUGGAAUCCUUCUUCUCGUCUGACCUGGUUUGGGACGACCCGGCUGAUGACGACCUGCUGUGUGAAAUGUGUGAAGACAUGGAGAAUCAGAUCCAGAGCUCUGAGAACGUUUCCACUAAACCGACUCUUCCUGUUGGACACACGUCGAACCAGAGAGCAGCUAUUCCACCGGCAAGCAGAAGCUGGGACAACAAGACCCAACCAGCCAAUCAGCAACCUUUUCCUCCCAAACAGACACCAGCAGCUGUUCCCUGUGCUUCAGGUAGACCAGCCGUCGGCUCAUUGGCUCGUGGUUUUGUCUCUAACAUCACGGCAGGUGGACAAAUGAACGCAGUGACGGAUUCUUUUAGAUUCACGCAACCAAAAAACAUUUCAGGAUCCACAAACAGUUCAACAUGUGCGCAGGUGACCAGCAGGUUCCAGGCGGCACCGCAGGGUAACACCCGCAAAGACCAGUUCACCUUCAAGAAGCCCAACAGCCCAGUUUCUAUGGUGACCAACAAAGCUGUGGCUAAAUGUUCAGCCUCAGAGAUCGAGCUAAAGAAGCAGCAGGCGAUGGAGAGACGACGACAGCGACUGCAGGCUGCACAAAACCCCCGAGCUCCCACCUGACGGACAAACCAGCCUCGUAAAACAACAAACCUGCAGAAUGAAGAAAAUGCCUUCAGAGUUCGACCUGUUAAAUUAAACUGUACAUGUACUGUAUUUUAAUGUUUAUCCCAUGUCUCUGUUCUGAUUUAUUUUUUCAUGUUUUUAAAAAUGUUUUAAUGUCUUUUGAAGGAGUAGUCCAACAUUUUGGGAAAUACUUUUAUGUGCUUUAUUUCCAAGAAGUGGAGUCUGAAUGUGGUUAGCCCAGCUCAGCAUAAUGACUGGAAGCAGGGGUAAAAGGCUCGUCUGGCUGUGUAGACAGAUCAAAUUACAUCUACCAACACCUCUAAAGCUCAAUUAAUUAUUUUU